Pseudo-nitzschia multistriata is the source of this 3017-nucleotide messenger RNA. Lineage: Eukaryota; Bacillariophyta; Bacillariophyceae; Bacillariales; Bacillariaceae. The record is from the annotation of a GenBank genome assembly.
CCUUUUUAUCACAGUUAGCCAUCAACGAAGAAAUAAAUCAGAGUAAUUUUCGUCCGAACAGGAGGAUGGUGGUGAUGCAUCAGCUAGUGCAUGAAGUUGAUUUAUCCAGCGCACACACCAUCGAAAUUCAAUCAUUCAAUUGACUUGGGAAAUAAUGAUUUUGAGGAGAACUAGACUCAGAAGUAUAAAAUCUUGGACAGAGUCGCCGCAUAAAUUUUGCGACGGGCUACAAUUUCAGUGGUCCGUUUCACUUGAGAGGAUACAACCGACGAUGAUUCAGCGCACUUCCAGCCUUAUACUUCUUUCUGUAAUGUUAGCAACUGUUUUCUCUUCAUUGACUAGCCCCUUGUUUUGUGGAUUACUCUAUUUAGAAGGAUCGUAUGCCCUCUCGCAUUCGAAUUGCUAUAAGGGAAAUCAUUGCUUACUUCCUCCUACUAUAGUUUCUUCCGGCAAUAGAGCGAUUACUGUUGCCAUUCGAAGUGGUGCAAUCACUAGUCAGACGUCGAACAGCGUUCUGCACAUGGCAAUUUCUUCAAAGGACUUGAAGAACGAUACGAGUGUUCCAACGACGGAAAUCACGAGUGGUGCCAACAAGAAUAAGAAGCGGCAAAAAUCAACCAACAAUAACGACAAAGAUACCGCCGAAGCAAGGCAGAGAGGAGCAAGAAAAUUGAAACCAAUUGGAAACAAUGUGGUAUCGCGACUCGCUAGGGCGGCCAAAGAGGCUGCCGCGGCAAAGAAAAGGAAGAAGAAAACGAAAAAUUAUGCCGAGAAAAACUAUGCAAGUAGCAACUUGCGAAGAGAGAAUGAUCACAAAGUUGUAGAUGACGACUUGUACUUUGACAACGACGAUACAAUGUUUGACAACGGCGGUGUACAAGAUGAAGAGGAGCAUCAUGAUUUAUCCUCGAUUACCAACUUGAACAAAGUUAUCGACGAAGAACUAUUGCGACACCCUGACGGAUAUAAGCCAUCCCGAGAGACAGAUUCGAUACGAAUCUUGCUAGAGCACAACAAUAAUCAAGAUCGCAAUAACGGCCGUACGGGUACAACUCUUCAAAAAAAAUCAAUCAUUUCCUCGUCAUCACCCUCAAAGUCUUCCUCAUCCAAGCUCCGCAAGAAAAAAGAUUCUAAUUUAAUACACAAUGAUGUAGCAAUAGUAUUCGCAAGGCCACUUGUCGAAGGUCAAUUGACAAUUGAAUACGCCGUUCGAUUAGUCUCUCUCGCAAAGGCCAUGAAAUUCGAAGGAUACAAACCAAGUCUGAUCUGCUUCUGCAGUCCAGCUUCUGCAAAUGGGGCUUCUACUCUUUCUUCUCAAUCAACGAUCCGGUCUGCCUCAAAAUCAAAAAGUGACGGUGUUACUUCGAUGGGUUUUGAAUUUUUCCGGCAACUGUGCGUGGCAAAUGAAAUAUCACUCGAUGGUACCAGCCUUUGUCCAAUACCCAAUGCAUCAUCCCAAUCGAUUUCUAGAAGCAUUGACCAGCAAUACGAUAGUGAUGACCCCAACGAUACUUAUCGCAGCACCUUUUCAACCCAGCAUACUUCUACAUCCUCCUUUCGUUCCUCCUGGUCCCCAUUUUCACUCAGCCCUAUAGUGAAAAAACUAUUGGAUAAAAAAUACCUCGAGAAGUGGCUCGAAGAAUCCCAAGACUACGAGUCGGACAUGGACGAGUACGGUAUGACGCGACAAGAACCUCGGAAAAAGAUUCACAUUCACUGGAAGUUGUUUAGUACUGAGUACGAUUUGUGCAACCUAAACGACAUUCACAUCCGAUCCCCGCGGCAAUCGCCCUUGGCUAGACUUGUGCAUGAUCUCGAACAUGCGGCGAACAGCGAACACUAUCGAAGGGGAAUCAUACGAACGACGUGGUCCUAUCACUACUCUAUCUACCCCUACGUUGUAUCUUCCAACACGGAGAAAAUGAAGGAGGCCUUUUUGGGCAAGUGUUACCUCAUGGCACAGGCGUUGCUGCCUCUUUUGGUCAAUCUCAAGGGGGUAGCAGACAAUGUAAGUUUGUUCUGCACCAAGUUCUUUUUGUAUGUGGUCUAGUAUGAAUUAAAUGGAAGCGAGGUUACUUUCUCUAGCUUUUUCGUGCUCAUCCCAACCCAAAUACUGCUUGUAACAAUAACACAGUCAGAAUUUUUCCAGCGCGAUAAUUACCGCACAUUGGUUGCCACGCGUCGCUCCCUGGCCACGCUGCUCGAGGAGAUGAACGAAGCCUAUCGGGACAACAGGGAGCGACAGGCGGCUUCGAUCGUGAUCCCCCCAACCCUUAAGGCCCAAUUGAAAAAACAAACCUCCGAAUCUUCGGCUACGAUUAGUAGCAUCGAGAUUCACCUGGAAUGUGCCCUUUUGUCACUGGGUCGGUGUUGCGAUCUGGUGCGCCCCGCGGGGACCUUCUCGGAGCAAUCUGUCUCACGACAAGGGUGGAAAGAUGCCCUAUUGCACCUGCAAGACUUUAUGGUUCGAAUCGAGGGCAACUGCGAUCCUGAUCGUCCUGUCUCGGCAGACCAAUGGGGCGGAAAAAUCAUCGAGAAUCGAUCGGUGAUUGAGUUGUUGUCUUGAGCAGGGAGUUGCAGACCAUGUUUCGACCUCUGCGAUUUGCAACCCAAAAAAUUCCAGACACGCUGUUCCGAUAGCAGCAACUGCAUAAAGGCUUAAAAUCUAUCCAUGACCAGGUGUGUUGUUCCGACGACGCUGUUGGCGUUUCCGAACCAACAGCGCCGUUCUGGGACAGCUGACUACUCUAGUGAUCGACCCAAAAGGUUGGAUCUAUGCAGACAGAAAAGCAACAACAAGGAGCGAGGAGAUAAUCUCAAUGAUUUCUUGAGAAAUCAAUACUAGGAGGAGAAGCAAGGGUAAUUGUUCCAACAGUUUGUUGAUGCAUCAUUGGGUCAGUAACAACUGCCAUGUAUUCUGGCAUAAGCAGUUGCUGGUGGAAAAUUAUGAAAAUCUCUUUUAAGAGUAGGAGUGCAAGAAAACAUCCACCAGAGAACAAUAAGAUGUCUAUUUCCUU